AUGGGAAGCCGUUCAGUAUGCAUACAACCAGGCCCGGCUCAAUGUUUAAAUAAGCCGUUCAGCCUCGCACCGCCGUGCUUUGAAGCCUCAUUGCUAGUGAAGAAGAGCAAAACAGUUAGUCCCUUUUUUGUGAAUACAAAGAGGAAGCAAAGAAGCAGAGGCGUGAGAUGUAGCAGAAGCAUAAGUGACUUCAUCGGAGGAGACCUCGUGAAGCUAGACAUCGGUCGUUGGCUUGAGGAUGUGGAAGAGCACAAGGCAAUCGCUAUUUACACUCCUCAUGAAGGUGGCUACGAAGGUCGUUAUCUAAACCGUCUCAAAAACGAAGGCUACUACUUUCUUGAUAUCUCUGCUCGAGGGCUUGGUGAUCCUGAGACAACCCUCCUUAACCCCUACCCUGUUUGCCCUGCUCAUCUUGGGAAACAACCUAUAGCAAGGUGGUAUUAUCCACCAGAAGUUGACUACAGGCUCGCUGCUCUUCCUCCUAAUGCCAAGGGUCUUGUCGUAUGGGUCCUCGAAGCAAAGGUCCUCUCCAAGUCUGAACUUCAAUUUCUUGCUCUGCUUCCUUCUCUGCGUCCUAAUGUCAGGGUUAUUGCUGAAUGUGGCAACUGGAGAAAGUUCAUGUGGAAGCCCCUUGCGGAAAUUGCAAAUCUAGCUGCACAAGAGUAA
Messenger RNA from Arabis nemorensis, 666 nucleotides. The record is from the annotation of a GenBank genome assembly. Lineage: Eukaryota; Viridiplantae; Streptophyta; Magnoliopsida; Brassicales; Brassicaceae.